This is a messenger RNA of Parastagonospora nodorum SN15, 621 nucleotides long. RefSeq lists its product as hypothetical. The transcript is spliced from 2 exons. Lineage: Eukaryota; Fungi; Ascomycota; Dothideomycetes; Pleosporales; Phaeosphaeriaceae. The record is from RefSeq and is a predicted model, not a curated record. The coding region runs from base 1 to 621 and encodes 206 amino acids.
AUGCAGUUCACCGUCGCAGCCCUCCUCACUAUCGUUCCUGCCGUACUCGGCCAUGGACUCAUUCAGUCGCCUCCCUCGCGCCCCGUCGGCCCCGCGAUAAUCGCAAACUGCGGCCCCAAGGUCGAGCAGGACAUCCGUCUCGACAACACCUCCCACGUCGAGGGGCUUCCCGAGCUCGCUGCCAAGGACACCGCCUACAAUGCCGAGAAAUGCAACCUCUGGCUCUGCAAAGGCCUCCAGUUCGCCGACAACAUGAACAACACGCAGACCUGGCACGCGGGACAAGUCAUCCCGCUCAAGGUUUGGGUCCGCAUUCCUCACGAGGGAAGCGCAAACGUGAGCAUCGUCGACACGCAGACAAACGAAAUUGUUGGAGAUAUGUUGAAGGUGUGGAGCGAAGGAUAUGCGCCUGGCAAGAAGGAGAGCGACGUGCCAGAAGACCAGAAGGUGUUCAGUGUAACGGUGCCUGAGGGUCUGGAGACGAGGUGCGCGACUGCUGGCGCUUGCGUCUUGCAAUGGUGGUGGUACGGCAAUUCGGCACGUCAAACCUACGAGUCUUGCGUAGACUUCAAGAUCGCGAACAAGACGAUGCCCAGGCGACGAGCGUCGUUCCGUGCAUAG